AUGGAAGUAGACGUAUAUACCAUUGUCGAAGGCACGCGGCUGCCACUCAUUGAUGAAACAUCGGCUCUUGGAACUCGAGCACCAAAAGAUAGGUUGAUAGCAGUUUUGGAUCAAGUGGAGAUGCGCGUAGAAAGAUUGCGCCGUGAUACCGUGCGAAUCGAAGAGGAACGAGAUUCUUUAUUGUCAACUCUUGACAGUGUUAAGCAUUCAGAACUACUUGGUGAAAUAUCUGAAUGUGAUAAGGAUGAUAUAAUGCGAUACUCGGAACGUAUCUUGGCGCGAGCGAUGACUGUAGAGGUGGCGGUGCGCACUGACCGCGACUCGCAGCAAGAAGAGGCUCUGCAUCAGGUAAAUUUAUUCAUAGACCAGUUGGUAAUGUCCGUUCAUGAAGACGCUGUAACCGCACACACGCGCUGUCAGACCUACAUGAACGCCUGCACUUCUCAGCCCGAUCCCAGCAGUGGCACAGACAGAAACUUCGAGACCGCCAUUCUCGGCUGCACUUUAGAUGAUCAAAAACGUAUCAAAAAACGACUUCAAGGACUCUUGGAUUAUAUUGCGAAACUCAAUGUCACGUCGUACUCG
Messenger RNA from Brenthis ino (lesser marbled fritillary), 585 nucleotides. The record is from the annotation of a GenBank genome assembly. Lineage: Eukaryota; Metazoa; Arthropoda; Insecta; Lepidoptera; Nymphalidae.